Messenger RNA from Neospora caninum, 1416 nucleotides. RefSeq lists its product as hypothetical. Bases 1 to 1416 code for a protein of 471 amino acids. The record is from RefSeq and is a predicted model, not a curated record. Gene Ontology annotation, cellular component: endoplasmic reticulum; SNARE complex. Gene Ontology annotation, biological process: retrograde vesicle-mediated transport, Golgi to endoplasmic reticulum. The transcript has a single exon. NCBI's taxonomy places the organism in Eukaryota, Apicomplexa, Conoidasida, Eucoccidiorida, Sarcocystidae.
AUGUGCGACAGAACCCCAGAGUUUCGCUCGCGCUGCAAGGCCGUGCAGGAGGCGACUCCGUCGCUCCGCGCGUUGUGCGACGCGCCUCUCCCCGCGCCGCCGUUUCCUUUCGCCUCUCAGGUCGAGAGUCGCGACCCCGCCAGCGUCUCGCAGCUUGCAUGCAGCUUCGUGUUUCUCGAGAAGGCGGCGCUCUGCGCAGCGGAACAGCGCGCGGUCGAGCGACAACUCCGCGCUCCCCGCGCCUCACACGGUCUCCACGGCGCGCUCAGUUCCGCGGAGUCUCUGGGCGUGACGGCUCCUGGCGCCGACGCCGCUGUGCUGUUGAAGAAGGUCCAUCGUCAGCAGGCACAGCUGCAGGAACUGGAGAAGACGCUGGAGAGGUGGGAGGACGUCGCCUGCCUCGCGAGAGGCCGCGCGGAGUGGGAAGAGGCGCGGGAACGGCGCGUUCGAGCCGACCCCGGCCUGUGGCGCUCUCUGUCCUCGGGCGUCGCGCGCGUCUCGAAAGGGAGCUGGGCGCCGUCCUCGGAGGCGGCUGCGCACCGCCACGCCGUCCUCGGGUGUCUGUACGCCCAGAUGAAAGACCUGGCGAACGAGUUGAAGCAGCGCGAACUGGCGGCGCUCCAGGGCCGGAUGGACAGUCGCAGAUACUUCUCGGCGUUCGGCAACGCCCCGCCGCUCCAGGCUGCUGAUCCGGCGAGGCAGGCAGGCGUGUCUUCCGCGGGGAGAGGCGCGCAGAGAAACAGUGCCUCGCGAGCCGCCACCCUGCACAUGCAAGCGUCGCUGGCCGCCGCUGAGGCGGCGAAGACGGCCGAGCGGAUCCUCCUCCCCAAGAUGCACAAGGUCUCGACGCCCGCGGUCGCUGUCCACAGGCGAGACGGCCAGCGCGCGUCGCUCUCUGCUCCGCGGGGCUCUCCAGAGCCGGGACCGUCCGCUGUAGUCGGAGACAAAACGCGAGAGCGUGGAGAGGGAGACCGCCGGACACGCCUGUCGGAGGUCGAGUUGGUGUGGGCCGGGGAGCCUGGAAGUGCGGGAGCGCCGCGCGCCUUCGCGGCGGAGGCGGAGUGGGACGAAGCUGCGCCGGUGGAUGCCCAGCGCCUCGCACGCGAAGAACAUCAGCUCGUGGAGACGCUCUCGACAGACGCAGAUUUGAUUCAAGACGUCCAGGCGAAGCUGACAGAAAUCGUCCACUGCAUGGACGUCUUCAGCGCCAAAGUUCUCGAGCAGUCGGAGGCCUGUACCCACAUCCGCGAGCUCGCGGACGCCGCAGUCGAGAACGUGGACGGGGCAGAGCGUCACCUCACGAAGGCGAUGGAGCGAACUUCUGCGUACCGCUACUAUGUCCUUCUCUUCUUCCUCGUCGCCGGAUGGCUCGUCCUCCUCCUCGACUUCGUCAAGUCUUCCCGACCCUACCUCUGA